This is a messenger RNA of Sabethes cyaneus, 4214 nucleotides long. RefSeq names its product solute carrier family 41 member 1. The record is from RefSeq and is a predicted model, not a curated record. The transcript has 9 exons. Gene Ontology annotation, cellular component: plasma membrane. The coding region runs from base 1020 to 2873 and encodes 617 amino acids. Lineage: Eukaryota; Metazoa; Arthropoda; Insecta; Diptera; Culicidae. Gene Ontology annotation, molecular function: monoatomic cation transmembrane transporter activity. Gene Ontology annotation, biological process: monoatomic cation transport.
AGUACGCCUACCAAUUCUGACGCGAUCGGUCUAAUUUUGCCGGACUAGAAGAAUCUAGGAUAUUCUAGUGGUUGGUUGAUUUUUUUUAUAAGUGUAGUAAAAAGAUAUCAAUAGAAAGUGAACGGUUCAAAUGGGCUUAAUGGACAACUGUGAGAUAUUUAGUAUUAAGGGAACCUCCUUGCCAAGUGAUAAAGUGUGAUCUGUACUGAUACGUAUUAUCAACCGUGUUAGCACUAAUCGAUUCGCCGAACCAGACUGUCUGGGGAAGAAGAUCCCCGUCAAGAACACGGAACUUACAUUAACCGAUAAAAUCGGCGUUUGUCCCACAGCUUAUCAUAAAUGUGUACCAGCGGCAGCAGGGAGAUAUAAAACGGUCAAAUAGCGCCCACAAGGCAAGCUGCCUAAUCAGUUUUCAACCAAGCAGCCUACUGCGAUGUAAAAAGUGAUUUUUUGGUGCAGAGAAAGUGAAUAGUAAAUUCCAGCAGCAGCAGCAGCAAAACCCGUUUAAGUUACAGAAUCGUUUGGCAUCCCGAGUCGAUCGGAGAUCGGAGCUCCCACAUUUCGGUUUUUCGCAUUCGGGAAUGGAAGUAGUUGCUGGCUCGAGAGUCGCAUUCCCGUAUCUAGUGAAGGUGAACGACGCACUACUGGGUACCUCUGAGUACGAACGGGACUUCAACUAUCCGGACAAACUGGAUCGGCUUCCAACGGUCAGCCCGGAAGUAGCGACCGCGUAGACAUCUCCGAUGAGAAACUACGUCGCCGCCAUACCGUAGACGCAUCCAGCCUGCCCGAACCAAAACCAAGUAGUCGCAUUGAGUCAAAAUCACCUACGCCAAACUCCACCGGAUCUGGUCAGUAGUAUCUUACAACGUUCGAGCUACGAAGCCUAGAGAGCCAAACUAGACAGACGGUCAGUCAGUCAGGACAACAGCCGAGACAGAGUGUAGACAGAACAGUUUUAUCGACAGAGUAGUUCGUGUCGGUCGCAUCUUCCCGUGUCGUGUGUCGAAACCGCGACGAUGAAUCCAAAGCUAAAUCCAACCGACGAUCCGGAACAGCCGCCACAGCUGCUGGCGGCUGCCGACGAUACCGCGGGCAUUCUCUACAGCAUAGAUCUCGGCGGCAUGCCAAUCGACAGCAUGAUCACCACUAGUUGUAACAAUAGUAAUAAUAACCACUUCAUCGGUGCUAAUAGUUUUAAGCCUGACGACCUGAGGAUCGACGUGCGAAGUGCGGCGGAUUUCUAUCAACCCGAGGACGAUAGCUUUAGGCCGUUCACAAUCUACGGCAACCACGGUGAUGGAAACGAGAAACUGUCCGGUCUACCAGCUUCAACAACCGGCUCAUUAAGCUCAAUCAUAACGACGUCUGUGGCAUCCUCCGAGCCGGAUCGUGGUGAUCAUCGAGACGGUGGCGUUGGCGGCGGUGGUGAUGACGACGAUAACAAUGUAGUAUCGACAACGGGAGGCGGCGGCGGCAAGUGCCUGGGCGGAGGCGGCGGUGGCCACGGCGGUGCUACCGAAAUCAAGCAGGAAAAAUGGUGGGAAACGACGCUGCAGAUCUCGAUUCCGUUCUUCAUCGCCGGUAUCGGUACGAUCGGUGCCGGCAUCAUCCUCGGCCGGGUGGAGCACUGGAAAGUAUUCGCCCAUGUCACGGAACUGUUCAUCCUGGUACCGGCGCUGCUCGGCCUCAAGGGCAACCUGGACAUGUGCUUGGCUUCGCGACUUUCGACCCAGGCGAACCUCGGCAACCUGAACGGAGCGCGGGAAAUCGCCCACAUGGUCGUGGGUAACAUCGCACUGGUUCAGGUGCAGGCCACCGUGGCGGCUUUUAUAGUGUCCAUCUUUGCGAUCGGCGUCGGGGCGGCCAUCAACGGGAAUUUCCUGUUCGAUCACGCCAUGCUACUGACCGCGUCCAGCAUGUUUACCGCGACGUCGUCGUGCUUUGUACUAGACUUCGUAUUAGUGGCUGUGAUUUUACUGUCUAAUAAGUUGAAAAUGAAUCCGGAUAAUCUGGCAACCCCGUUGGCAGCUUCGAUCGGUGACGUGGUAUCCAUAAGUCUACUCUCUUUCAUAGCGUCUUUGCUGUUUGAAAAUCUAGGCACUCACCUCUGGAUAACGUUCGUCGUGGUUACCUGCUAUUUUAUUCUGUUACCAUUUUGGGUAUUUUUAGUAUAUAGAAAUAAGUACACCCGGCCCGUAUUGACAACUGGAUGGAUUCCUGUCCUAUCGGCACUCUUCAUCAGCGGACUGGGUGGUCUAGUGCUGGAUACUGCCGUCGGUAUCUUCAACGGUUUCGUCGUGUUCCAGCCGAUCAUCAACGGCAUCGGGGGCAAUCUGGUAUCGGUUCAGGCGAGCAAAAUCUCCACCAUGCUGCACCAGAGCUCCAUCAUCGGUAUCAUUCCGCCGCAUGCUAAGAUCUUCGAGAUGCCCUGGCGAGCACUGUUCAAGGGAGUUCCUUACGCCAAAACUGCUCGAAUUCUGAUCCUCAUGGCAAUCCCCGGACAGGUGUUGUUUAUCUACAUUGCUGACUAUAUACAUAUGUCCGAAUCGACUAUUGGUGCUCCGUUUGUGUUGUCCUAUUUGCUCGUCAGUUUGAUACAGAUUAUGCUGCUCCUGUACAUCGCUCACGUGAUCAUUCAUGCCAUGUGGAAAUGGAAGAUCGACCCGGACAAUUCGGCGAUUCCGUACCUGACGGCGCUGGGCGAUCUGCUUGGUUCGAGCCUGCUGGCCAUCGCUUUCCUGUUCCUUCAAUCGAUCGGUCAUCCGUACGGUGAACCGCAGGAGGACACCAUUGCCUCCGUCACACCAACCAGCACGUUCAUCGCACUAGACGGUGACUCGAGCAAUAAUUUCGCUCCACAAUUGGCGUGAGAUCUUAUGUUUCUUCCUUGUUCUCUGCCUACUACGAAUCUGCCUACGUUUUUACGAUUACUUUUUCUUCUUCGAUUGUACGCACACUCGCACGAUUGUCACUGUUUCCUUGAUUCCAGCAAACAGUGCAGCCAGUUGAUUAGUUUGUGUUCAGAAUCGUUACUGCGAAGCUUUAAAAUAGGUAAACAAAAAAAAGUGUGGCCAAACAAUCUGUUGAAUUGCGUUUAGGGUUUUUUUUAAAUAAUUUUAAUAAUAGUAUACAUCAAUUCUUGAAGUUGGAAGAAAAACAGCGUGAAAAUUUGGCAGUAUUAUCUUGAAAACAGUUUUUAACAUCAAACUUGGUUAGAGUCACUCGUGAAAAAAAAACAAAUUACUAGACAUGAUUGACGAUGUUGGUUACCGCUGGCAAGGGGCUCCUCAAUGUUCAUUACGUAGCACGCGAACGCAGAAGAAUAAUUACAACACCCGUUGUUGGACGAACGACAGAAUGCUUAUUUAACUUAAGAAUACACAGAUUUGUAGUGCCUCAAUAAGCUUUCAUCCAGGCAGCCGGCAAGAAGGCUGCAUCACAUCCCCAAUAAAUCGUACAUUCGAUGAGUCGGAAUGAACACAACAUCGAGCAGCCCUCCUCUUUUUCCAUACAGACAAACCCAACCAGGAAGAUCCUACUCAUACGAGACAAUAAACGAGACGAGCGAUCGGUUCGGUUCGGUUUUACCAGCAGAAACUCAAUUAUAUCAAAAUUACGAAAGCAGCAGCCGGAAGAAUAAAUCAACUAAACAGAAAAGAAUGUGAUACUAACGAAAAAAAAAAAAAAUGAAACCGAGAAGACGAAACACAGCAACUCUAGCUAUUAACCAAAUGUGUAUGUAUUAGUAAGGAAUGACCACAAGUACUAGAUAAAUAUCAGGAAUGAAACUAGCGCAGAUUGCUUCGAUUGGAGACAUCCUAUAUUUUAAGGCAAAGAUUCGAAUUAACCAACUAUUUUGAUUGAGAGAAAGAGAUUAGGAAACUUGACAACAUUAUUGGCAACACUGCGAGCGAGGAGUUUCAAACAAUUUGAUGAAAACUGAAUUUAAAAAAAUGCAUUAAAUGAAUGGUUAACGAAAUAAGCAAACACAACAAUCCCCGAGUACUAGCUAGUAGAACAGCAGAUGAGAUAUAUAAUACCUAAUCCCCCCCAAACAACAACAGAAAAAACACAUAAUAGAGAGAUAAACAAAACUGUCAUUAAGACGAGCAGAACUGCAACAUACACACUCACUCACACACACACCUACACUCUGUAACUAUACUAUUUAAAUGACAGACAUGUUAUCGGCAAAAUAUAAAAAAUAAACU